UUGGCAGACAGUUCUUCUACCGACCAGGGCAAGUUGGCGCUGGGGCAGAAUGUGUUGGUGGCCUUUAUGUCCUGGGAAGGUUAUAACUACGAGGACGCCAUCAUCAUCAGCGAACGGCUGGUCAAGGAUGACCAGUUCACGUCUAUCCACAUCGAAAAGCAUGAGAUGGAAGCCCGGGAGACCAAGCUCGGCCCGGAAGAAAUAACCAGGGAUAUCCCAAAUGUGGGCGAAGCCAGCCUCAGGGAUCUGGACGAGCGAGGGAUAAUUCGAGUGGGCGCCGACGUGGGUCCUGGCGACAUCCUGGUUGGAAAGGUAACUCCCAAGGGUGAGACCGAAUUGACCGCAGAAGAGAAAUUGCUGCGGGCAAUAUUUGGGGAAAAAUCCCGUGAUGUGAAAGAUACUUCUCUUCGCGUUCCCCACGGGGAGCGUGGCAAGGUCAUCGACGUCAAGAUUCUGAACCGCGCCAAUCGGGAUGAUCUGCCACCUGGGGUUAAUGAGGCGGUUCGCGUGUGGAUUGCCCAAACCAGAAAGAUAUCAGUGGGCGACAAGAUGGCGGGACGGCACGGUAAUAAAGGAGUUGUUUCCCGGGUUCUUCCAGUUGAAGACAUGCCCUUCCUUCCUGACGGCACGCCAGUAGAUAUGAUAUUGAACCCCAUUGGCGUACCUUCUCGUAUGAACCUUGGGCAGGUUCUGGAAACUCACUUGGGCUGGGCGGCUCGCGGGCUUAACUUCCGCGCUCAGACUCCGGUGUUUGAUGGCGCUACAGAUGAUUCCAUCGAGGACUCGCUUUCGCGACUUUGGUUCGCCGAGCAGUCCGGAGCCAUAGACAAUGGCCCAACCGACUGGUCUCCCAAGAUAGAUUUCCCUGUAGUGGAGCAGUGGCUACGGGACCGCGGGUAUGACCCCGACAGAAUGUUUAGCGACGCCUAUCGUGGGGAAGCUCGGGACGCUUGUUUGCGCAUGUGGCUCAAAGAUUCAGCGGGUGUGGAUUCCGACGGGCUGUCGUCCGAGGAAAUGCAUGAAGAGGCGUUGAAGGCACACCGAGACUUUAAGAUAGCCCCUCCCAUAUUCGGCAAGUUCCAACUGUAUGAUGGCCGUACCGGCGAUGCCUUCGACCAACUUGUUACGGUGGGUAGCAUUUAUAUGCUUAAGCUCAUACACCUGGUGGAAGACAAGAUUCACGCUCGCUCCACUGGGCCAUAUUCGAUGAUUACCCAGCAACCUCUGGGCGGCAAGGCUCAAUUCGGCGGACAGCGGUUCGGUGAAAUGGAAGUGUGGGCCCUGGAAGCUUACAGCGCCGCAUACAACUUGCAGGAGGUGUUGACGGUAAAGUCGGACGACGUGGCCGGUCGGGUAAAGACCUACGAAGCCAUAGUCAAAGGUGAACCCAUAGGCCAGCCCGGCGUUCCUGAGUCUUUCAACGUCUUGCUCAAGGAAUUGCAGAGCCUAGGCCUGUCUGUAGAGUUGCUGAACGAAGAGGACCGGCCUUCCCUGCUGGAUGGGCUGGGAGAUGACACUGAGCUAUAUGAGCCAUUGGAGGCGAUUUAA
This is a messenger RNA of Geodia barretti, 1548 nucleotides long. The record is from the annotation of a GenBank genome assembly. NCBI's taxonomy places the organism in Eukaryota, Metazoa, Porifera, Demospongiae, Tetractinellida, Geodiidae.